Trypanosoma conorhini is the source of this 1725-nucleotide messenger RNA. RefSeq lists its product as uncharacterized. Bases 1 to 1725 code for a protein of 574 amino acids. The transcript has a single exon. NCBI's taxonomy places the organism in Eukaryota, Euglenozoa, Kinetoplastea, Trypanosomatida, Trypanosomatidae. The record is from RefSeq and is a predicted model, not a curated record.
AUGCAGGGCGGGCCGCACCCCCACACCGGUGCGACGGACGGCGCCGCGGGGACGUCGCUCGCCCCGCUGGCGGCACGCAGCGCGGAGAAAAGGGCGCCCGACGCCGCCUGCGUGGGGCCGCGGGGCGAGAAAAUAGAGCCGCACCCGAGCGGCGGCGGCGGCCACCAAGAGCCACGCGCGGCGGCAAACACGGGCCCGCGCGCAGCUUUUCCCGCGAGCAGCCGUAGAGCCCCUUCGGCCCUUUCAACGGCUGCUGUGGCUGCUGUGGCUGCUGCUGCUGCUGCGGCGGCGGCGGCGGGGGAGCGAGGUGCGGCCCCUGCACCCCUGCAAGGCAGCGUCACUCCGGCGCGGAGCUCGUCGCGGUUCUCCGAGACCAGUCGGUUCCACGACUCGUGGUUUCAGACACCGCGCUCCGCCCAGUCGCUGGACCAACUCGACAUGCUGCUGGAGGUGGAGGAGGCGGACACGCCGAGUCGCAUGUUCAGGGCCUUCCGGCGGCUGUGCGAAGAGCAGGAGUCCCGCGGGCGCGCCGACAUCGUCCUCGAGCAGGUGCUGCUGGUGCGCUGCAUUCUCGACGCGGAGUUCGACGAGCGGCUGAGGCGCCUCCCCGCGUCCGAGGCCAACCUUCUGCGGCUCGAGCGGGAGGCCGUGGAGGCGGUGCAGCGCCUCGUGGAGGAGCGCGUCUGGGGCCUCCAGCGUGUGGUUCGGCGCUCCAUCUGCGCCCCAGCCGCGGCGGAGCGCCGCCUCUCCUCCCCGUCGGGCAGGGCGUCCGUCGCCAGCGACGCCUCGGGGGCGUGUUUGGGGCUGCCGAGGGAAUCACUGAGGCCGUCCCGGGGGGCGUCGCUGGCGGCGGCGAGUCUCAACGCAGCAAGGGCCGAGCGGGACUACGCCGUGCCUUGCGCCUCUGCUGGUGGGGAGGCGUGGCUCAACGCGUCGGGGCGCGUGGGCCGGCUGGGCGAGAAUGGAAGGAGCGGCACCCCCGCAUCGCGCUUCAUGCCUGCACGCGGGCCGUCUCUGUGGGGGUCGACGCCGCUGUCCAUGGAACCACGGUGUGAGGCGCACCAUCCCCUGCCGCCGGAGCGACUGGGCAAAACAAAAAGCGCAGUGCAGUGCGCAGGGUUUGCAGAUUUCACGCCGUUCCUGUUAUUUGUGCCGGUUGGGGUAGGCGUGCGCUGCCUGCGUGCGCUGCAGCAACUGCCUGGUGCAGCGAAGUUGGUGGUGUGCUUCACUGUGGGCGGCGCAAGGCGUACUGUGGAGGGUUUUACUCGUCUCGUGCACCGCAUUCAUUCCCUCCAGCUGACAAACCUGAGCUUUCUAUUUGUCGUGGGUGCAACAGUGCGCUGCUGCCGGGGUGCCUGCCGGGUUGCUGUGUUUCAGCUUUGCCUGACACUUGGCGGCGCCUGGCGCGCCGUGGCUGCAAGUCAGUCGGCGGCCGCACAUGCCAUGAUUGCCGCCCGGGCCGCCAUUUCCGACGCCCUGGCCGCGGCCGUUGGAUGGGGUUACGAGGGUCUCGUGUUGCUUCCGCUUGGAUGUGGCGUGAAGCUGACGGGCGCCGCGGCCAAAGGCGUCCGGCGCGUGGCCGCUACGGCGCCAAGCACCAUCUCGCUUCCUCGCCGCUGUGGCAUGUACAGUGUUUGCCUCGCGCUUGGCAUCGGUGCCAAGGCGACUGCGCGGAUCUCGGCACUCGUGCCGGCCAGUGUGUGCGACCGCAUGAAAUGUGUGUAG